Messenger RNA from Mercenaria mercenaria, 895 nucleotides. RefSeq lists its product as uncharacterized. The transcript has 7 exons. The record is from RefSeq and is a predicted model, not a curated record. The coding region runs from base 103 to 798 and encodes 231 amino acids. NCBI's taxonomy places the organism in Eukaryota, Metazoa, Mollusca, Bivalvia, Venerida, Veneridae.
UUAUAUUUUUAAACCAAUGAAUAUAUUGUUGUUUUCACAUUUUUCAUUACUCUGUGAUGGUUACUAACACACCUAAAUCAGGAAAAUUAGAUACUUGUAAUUAUGGGAUCUUCUCCGUCUAAAUCAGAUCGCGAAAUAUACUAUGACCCCAGGAAUCCAGAAUAUAAAAUUCUAAGUACGGUGUACCAUGUUGUCUACAAAAAGACAAAUGAUGCUGGCGGGGUUUUGAUUAACAGCGAAACUGUGAAGAAACUUGAAAACUACUAUGAUAAUUCGAGGUGGUUGAAACACGUGACUUAUAACCAGCCAGUUACUUCCAGUCAAGUACCUGCGUCAGGACCAGUCAAUGAUAACAAAAGGCUACGAAGCGCAAUUGAAGUGGAAGUAUACGAUCCAACACCUUCAGAAGCAACAGAAUUGUUCUUGACUGCGUUUAAGCAAAUGCUUCGUAAAGAAGGCAUAAAUAUUAAGCAAAUUACAAAGGUCAAUGACGGCAAAGCACCAGUUAUUUUGAUUUGCAAUGUGGCAACUCGUUUAGAGGCCGAUAUAGACAGAGCAUUAUCGUCCGUCAGAAAAACAGAUUAUAACCGUAUAGUGUUGAUAGCCUUACAUGUUAAACCUAAACAUGCACUACCACAAGAAGGAUCAAAGGAGCAGUUAAGUUUGCAAGAAGAAAAGUAUCAUGAUUUGCGAGGUGUUGUUGAUAUUGCUUUUACAAGUGAAAAUAAUUUUUAUGACUGUGAUAUGAACGAUGUUGCAGUUAGUGAAAUACGGCGUCUUUAUGAGGAGGCGUCGUAGCUUAGAGUUUGUGAGAAAGUAACUGUUGAAGACAAAUUGAUAAUAUAUCUGUAUUGGUCUGAAAGGAUAAACUGUUGUAAUAUAAUAUACAGUGAUG